AUGGCGAGACCUUAUGACAAGGUUGGGGACAUAAACGAAAGAAAGGAGCUAUGGAACCUGACUGUGAAGAUUCAACGUUCUUCCAUAACUUUAUCAUUUUCGUUAUAUAGUUCCUUUAACUCUUCCAAAUUUAACAGUUUCUACUUUACUUUCUCCUCAGACGUCAUUGGUAUCGUCGACGAGGUGGGAUACACGCAGUCAAUGGUUGGAAAGAAACCACAGAUCAACUUCAUUUUGCGGGACUUGGGAACCUAUAUGAUUAUUAUUAACAUGAGUGAUACAGGAAAAUACCUUCUUGCUGUCACAAAUACGUAUAAUGUUACCACCGUACACAUAAAUGAAGAGAUUCCUGAGAUAAUUGAUUUUCUAAGCCGUAUGCCAACGGUUUUACCAUUGCCAAAAUCCCAAGGCAGUACGGGAAAAUCCAGCCAUGAUUGCUCGCAACAAACCUCGGGAGGUCACCUAUCCCCUGCUGAUAAGUUUUUCUCAAAGGCUUCGCAAUUGCCACUAUCAGAAAUUAUUGUGUUGUCUGAGCCAAUAAUGUGUGUCACCGUUUCUACAACGGAUAAGCUUAUUCCUGAUACAAAUGGAUGUUUUCGUAUAUGUGUUGAAGUCGUUCACGAUGGUACGGCCGGUAGGUUUGUUUUCUGGGACCGUGAGGCCGCUGAACUGUUAGAAACAUCUGUAGCUACCCUUCGUUCGACCAUGGUAGAGAGUGGAAUCACUGAUCCGAUGAACUAUCCCUUUGCACUGGACAAAUUGUUAGGAAAAAAGUUUUCUUUCAAGAUUAAUUGGAACCCUCGCUUUAAGAAUGGUUCUGUUGUCAUAAAUUGGAGAGCAUUGGCGAGGGUGUUUCCUUGGAUAUUUUGCAACCUCAAACCAUACGGUGGAUUUCCAUAUACUGAUCCUGAGAGUAAAGUGGUCAAAAUUUCCCUUACUAAUUCUUGCUCCUCUUUGGUUUCCAUUGAACAGGAAGGAGAGAUCUCCUCGGCGCCUAUUCCCGAUCCCAUAACACCUUUGGCAUAUGUCAAGAGGAUGCCUCCCGAAGACGCGGUUGAGUCACCAAUGCAACCUCUCGGAGAAGGCGACCUAUCAUCGACUAAGGUCAAGAAGGUGGCCAAGCGUGGGAAAAAAUAUGCAACCUAA
Messenger RNA from Vicia villosa (hairy vetch), 1146 nucleotides. RefSeq lists its product as uncharacterized. The transcript is spliced from 8 exons. Bases 1 to 1146 code for a protein of 381 amino acids. The record is from RefSeq and is a predicted model, not a curated record. Lineage: Eukaryota; Viridiplantae; Streptophyta; Magnoliopsida; Fabales; Fabaceae.